Amblyraja radiata (thorny skate) is the source of this 3046-nucleotide messenger RNA. RefSeq lists its product as uncharacterized. The coding region runs from base 354 to 1022 and encodes 222 amino acids. Gene Ontology annotation, molecular function: DNA binding. The record is from RefSeq and is a predicted model, not a curated record. NCBI's taxonomy places the organism in Eukaryota, Metazoa, Chordata, Chondrichthyes, Rajiformes, Rajidae. The transcript is spliced from 7 exons.
CUCGCCACCUACAGUUUGAGGGAACCGGCUGUGUUUGGGGGAGGCGCAACGUCGAAUCCAUGUUACACCAACACGCAUGCAAGAACAGCACUCGUUUGCAUUGACCAUGAAUUUUCAGUUCCUGUUUGGCCCCGACUGCAGAGAUGCAGGUACGCGAAGAUAUGAGGUGCUCCGGCUCGGCCCCUGUACAAUUGUUGUCAUCUGGCGGUUGUGGAAGAUGAAUCAGUCUUGUAGUGGCGUGGAUUUACAUAAAGUUUAGUAGUGUCACAGACGUCGGACUGACUGCAAAAUUGCCGUAUUGAAAUCUCACGUUUGGUCUUCCCUGCUGCUAGGAAAGUGUGUCUAACACUGGCAUGCCUCAGUUAACUGCAGCUGCUGCUUUGCAGAUUGGUUUAUUAAUAUCUGCACUUCCUGCUCAGUAUAUUUUAACCCGCUGGUUUGGCAGUGACUCUACACAGCGCAUCCAGGCAUCAAGAAGGUUAAUCAAUAAUUGGAAUCAAUUCAGAAAAUCUUACUUAACUUUGCAAGCUUGGAAGGACUGGUUAAAAGAAUGGAGUUUGAAGGGGAGAUCUGUUCAAAACGAAGACCCUCUUGGCGAGUCCCCAGCUGUUGAAGUCUUGUUAUUAAAAGAAAAGGAUGGAUACUUUGCAGGCUCAUUGGAGCCUCGGUCUCCAAGGUCGCCCCCCGUCAAAUACAGAGUGGGGCAGGUCUUCAGACACAAGCAUGAAGGAUACCUCGGUGUGAUAAUCGGAUGGGAUGAAUACGCCAAUGCCCCAGAUGAGUGGCUUCAUGAAAGAUAUCAUGGUGACCUCCAGAAUUUGAGAUACACUCCUCAUUAUAAGGUUCUUGUUCACACAAAUGAUGGAACAAGCUCAACAUCAGCCUAUAUUCCAGAAGAGGAUAUUGCCAUAUUGACAAGUAUACAGGUGUACCAUCCCAUGUUGAAUUCUUUCUUCAGCUCAUUCGAUGGAGACCGAUACAUGAUGAUGCCAUGGCUGAAGCAAGUCUACCCACACGACUGAAUGGAGGUCAACUUCCAAUGGUGCAGGGAAAGCAAUUCGCCAAAGGAGAAUUAAUGAGAAGCUUUUACGCUCAUUAAGCUCUUGAAUUAGUGAUGUACUUAAAAUAGAAGGGCAUCUAUUGAAAGUUUUAAACUGUUACCAUAACAGGUCUGUCGGUAUUUUCAUUUGGAAGGUCAAAUAAAUGCAAUUUGAUUCAUUCUCUAUAUGAUAAUCAAAAAUAUGUUUCUAUAGUUCUUUAGAUAAAUUCUUUAAUAUGUUAGCAGCUUGGUGAAUAAACUCAUCAGACAUUUCUGGCACAUUGAUACAAUAUUCGUACUAGCAGAAAAGUGGUAUCAUGCCCAACCUUCAAUAUUUACUGGCAUCGCAGUUUAAAAAAAUAAUUAGAAGGACAGGUGAAGUAGGAACUCACAGAAUAUUAACAUGAUAUUUAGAACAUUUGGUGUUCUUUUUAGAGUUUAGAGAGACAACACAGUAACAGACCCUUCAGCCCACCGAGUCUGUGUCGACCAGCGAUCACCCCAUACUCUCGCACUAUCCUACACCCUAGGGAUAAUUUACAAUUUUACCAAAACCAAUUAAACCACAAACCUGAAUGGCUUUGGAGUGUGGGAGGAAACUGGAGCACCCGCAGAAAACUCAUGAGAUCACAUAGAGAACAUACAAACUCCGUACAGACAGCACCUGCAGUCAGGGUCGAACCCAGUGUGUCACGUGCAGCCCUUCUCACUCUUAAAUGAGAAAUAAUCCAAGGUAUAAUCUUCAUUGCUUUCUAAUAAUACACAUGGGUUGAACUUUGACCUCGUGCUAUAAUAUAAUGAAAACCAUGAGUUUUCAUGUUUCCUUUAAUUUUGGUAGGUUGAAAGAUACAGAAUUGAAACGGGCCCUUUGGCCCACUGAGCCUAUGCCAAGCAUCACUAGUUCUACUUUAUCCCACAUUCGCAUCCAACUCAUUGCACACUAGGGACAAUUUACAGAGGCUAAUUAAACUACAAACUUGCAUGUCGUAUGGGAUGUGGGAGGAAAGUGGAGCACCCGGAUGAAAACCCAGCCACCUUUGUACCUUUAUUUUACUGCUAGUAUUACAAUCACUUGGAUGUCAGAAGGUGUACAAGAAAGCUAGUGGAACAAUUGUCCUCUAGAUAUUUCUCUUCCCAGCCAAGAGAAUAGGGAGAUGAAUAAACAUAGGGAUUUGAAUCCACUUCUAUUCCUAUUUCUUAGGAACUUUUUAAAGUUGUAUAUUGUUUGCAUUUAAAUGCUUUUUCCAAUAUCAUGUUUUCAGUUGUUUGGUUUGUUGCCAUGUAUCUUCAUCAGUCAUAGGAGUAGAAUUAGGCCAUUCCUUCCAUCAAGUCUACUCCGCCAUUCAAUCAUGGCUGAUCUAUCUCUCCCUCCACACCCCAUUCUCCUGCCUUCUCCCCAUAACCUUAACAUCUGCACUAAUCAUGUUUACAGUUUAGUUUGUUGCCAUGUGCACAGUAAAAAGCUUUUUGUUGCAUGCUAACCAGUCAGCAGGAACCAGUGACCAGUAAUUACAAUCGAGCCAUUCACAGUGUAGAAACAUGAUAAGAGAAUCAGUAGUAGUAGAGGAUUAACAGUGUGGAGCGAUUAUAAUGUGUGAUUGCAGAUCCACUUCAGUGACCAUCUUGGACGGCUAAUGAAGAUGCAAAUAUGCCAGAGCAAUACACCAGCAUAUUCAAAUGAAAGCUGAUUUAAUUUGCAUCUUUAAAAUGUGCAAUGAUUAUGAUUCACAUACGGCAAGCAAAUUGACUUAAUGGACUAUAUACUUGAUAUGCUGAGAAAUGUGUUUUCUUCCUCCUAAAUGAUUCUUCGAACCGAACAUAAAACAGUAAAAUAGUUUAUUAUUUAAAAAAAGCAUAAAUUCCAUUCCACUGCUUUUCUAUCACUAUUCAUUUAAAUCAAAGAUUUAGGUUCUAAGUCGUGUGUUUGCUAAGUAUUGCAUUAAGCAUUAUUAGAUUUUUUUAAAUUCUCUUCAUGAAUUUCUGUGAAUAAAGGGAAUGUCAACGCUA